GAUGUGGGCUGCCACGAACCGAACCAUGCGGCGCAUGUCGUCCAAAGCGCCGCUGGUGGACAUAGUGCGGGUUCCUCGCACCGCUUCGUGGUCUAUGGAAGACCUGCAUCGCCAUCCAAACCAAGCGGACGUCCUCACUGCCGAGAGCCUUCAAAAUCUCGCCGAGUUGUGUCACUUGUACGUUCCAGAAAGCAAACUUCCCAAGCUGAUGUCAGAAGUCGAAGCGAUCAUUCAGUGCACGCGCAUCAUCCAAGUCCUCCACUUCGAGCAUCGGGGCAUCCCUCACUUUCGUUCCUGUAGGAAGUUACGCUGGAUGCGAAUGUGCACGACGUGUACUCCAAGAGCGAGUUUGGUCAAGUUGCUCCACUCCGCGACGAUGUCGUCACCGAAGGCAACUACCCCGACCAAGUGCUUGCGAAUGCUUCCAUAAAGCAUGGGUAUUACUUUCAAGUCCCGAAAGUGCUGGAAGAGUAAUCCCAUCUCGGAUGUACACCUAAUUGAAACACAUUUGUGCCUAAUUUAAGUCGGAAGCCUGCUAGUUUAGGCAUAUUGAUGCCUAUUUGAAUUCAC
Molecule: messenger RNA, 570 nt
Organism: Aphanomyces astaci
Lineage: Eukaryota; Oomycota; Saprolegniomycetes; Saprolegniales; Verrucalvaceae
Exons: 4
Source: RefSeq, a predicted model, not a curated record